Molecule: messenger RNA, 786 nt
Organism: Lasiosphaeria miniovina
Lineage: Eukaryota; Fungi; Ascomycota; Sordariomycetes; Sordariales; Lasiosphaeriaceae
Exons: 2
Coding region: 1-786 (261 amino acids)
Molecular function (GO): acyltransferase activity, transferring groups other than amino-acyl groups
Source: RefSeq, a predicted model, not a curated record
AUGGCGUAUAGAGUUGUUCCCUGCCGUCUCGGAGACGCCGAGGCCAUCGCUGUCAACAACAUGACGGCCUUCUGGGACGAUAUAACCUGGCGGCUGACAUGGAUGCCCUGGAAGGACUCCGAGGGCAUCGAGCACCCCGGGGUGCCACUCGAGGAGCUUGUCGCCCGGGGCAAGCGGCGGUACCCGUGGAAUCUGCUCAAAAACCGCACCGAGGUCCGGGAGACCAAAGCCGUCGACGAGAACGGCAAGCUAGUUGGGUUCGCGCGUUGGGUGAUGCCCGAAGCCCACACCAAUGCGUGGCUCGACGCCCAGGUCCCCGAUGCGUCGGUCGAGGAGCGGGACCGGCUCAGAGAGCUGCACGCCAGCACAACGUGGAACUGGCGCAAGGAUAUGAACCCGAUCGACGACCCAGUCGACAAGCGGCUCGAAAAGUUCAAGGACGAGUGCAAGGGUUACAUGCGCAAGUCCGCCAAACUCGACUUUCUCGCCGUACACCCCGACAAUGCGCGGAAGGGCAUCGCGACGGUGCUGGUGCGCAAGGGCAUGCAGGUGGCUGAGGAGCUGGGCAUCGGCAUCUUCAUGCUGGCAUUCAACUGCGGGCUGAACGUGUACACGCGACUGGGCUUCCAGCUCGUCGACCAGAUUAUCCAGGACGAUACCGUGUACGGGGGCGAGGGCAACUACGCGCGCUACUACCUGUGCCUCGACCCGGCCAGGAAGCUUGACGGGGAGGGCAACCCAGAACCUGCUCUGCCCGAGGAGAAUGGGGGCGAUAAAGAGCUUUGA